AUGUUUGCCAAGUUCAGAAACGAAAAGAUUCUACGAAAAUUUUCGCCGGAAAUCAAGAAUUGGCCUUGGCCCAAUGUUCUUGCUCCCUGGUCGGCCAAAUCAUCAGUGGUGAGCAUGCUUGAUGUUCAAGUGAUGCUGUGGGAGAUCGAUUCGGAGGAGCAGGUUCUGUUUGAGAAGAAGAUGACCGAAGAAGCGCGCCAAGAAGUCGAACGUGAUCUUUGCAACCGAGACUCGUUCUCACAUGCGCACGAUACUGCUCUUCUAGAACAGGUCUAUCCUUCCAGAUUGGAGAUCAUUGAAAUUUCAGCUCGCCAUCUCCCCAAGCUCGAUCUCUAUGGAAAGUGCGACCCAUACUGCAGGAUAACAUUCUGUUCGCAGACAAAGAUAACUAGCAUACAGAAGACUACCUACUGUCCUGACUGGGACGAGGUCCUGACCUUCAAGUUGCCAGCUUUCCAGGAGAUUACCCCGAUGAAGAUAGAGCUGUUCGAUCAUGAUUUUGAUAGCGGGCCGGAUUAUGUAGGGCAAGCGAUCUUAUCGAAAGAGGACAUUCAAGAUGUUAUUGGAGACUUCAACCCCAACAAGACCUGGACGACCAUGAAAGCCUUCAAGCUGUGCAGUGCUGAUCAUCAGCCCACAAUUGGCGCUGACCAGCUCCGGUCGACAUUGAAGAUCUUGUACAUUUCUGCUCGCUCUCAACCCCUCUCUCACCUUGUUCUCUAG
Molecule: messenger RNA, 723 nt
Organism: Guillardia theta CCMP2712
Lineage: Eukaryota; Cryptophyceae; Pyrenomonadales; Geminigeraceae
Exons: 4
Coding region: 1-723 (240 amino acids)
Molecular function (GO): calcium ion binding
Source: RefSeq, a predicted model, not a curated record